AAGGGCGUGAAUAAGAAGUCCAUGGAGCCUGGCUUGAGGACAAGAUUCAGAAAACGUUAUCAUUUGAUGUUCUCAAGUGCUCAGACUGGAUUUAUGUUGCUAAGAUUAUCUAACUUGACCUUUUAAUUUGCAUGUUAUUAAUCAGAAGAUUCACAUGCACAGGAAGACACCAGUUGACUAAGAUGGCAGGUGUUGUUCAGAAUCACAGCCCAAAGCGGCCAGGAGUAGGUCUCGGAGUACUGGUCACUGAUUCCUCCUACCCAGGAUGUGUGCUUCUAGGAAAGAGAAAGAGCUUGGUUGGGAAAGGGCUGUACCAGUUACCUGGAGGUCACAUUGAAUUUGGUGAAACAUGGGAGCAGUGUGCACAGAGGGAGGUGAUGGAGGAGGCCGGCAUUCAGUUAAAGAACCUCCGGUUUGCCUCCGUAGUGAACUCCAUCAAGCUUGAAGAAAACUAUCACUACAUUACACUCUUCAUGCAAGGAGAAGUGGAUACGGACUUCAUAACAUCCGAGCCAGUGAAUAUGGAACCUGAGAAAAAUGAGGGUUUGGUGGUCAUGGAGAGCCUGGGACGACUUUCCUCCUGAGGAGCAGCUUUUCUUACCACUGGCCAAUCUCCGACAGCAGCGUUUCCAUCCUUUCAGGAAGAUUUAAUACAGUCAAGGAACCGUUGACACUUUCAUCCCCUGCUAGCUGAAAGGCCCGAAAGGGGGAUUAUGUCGUGGCAAUGUCCGUCUGUCCGUCCCAGGAAGGGUGCUCACCUUCUGAAAUCAACUCCUCUCACAAUCUUUGGAGGAAUUUCACAAAACUUUGCAGGAUUCUUUGUUAUAUGUCAUUAAUACGCAUAUUUCAAUUUCAUUCAUUCUCAUGUCAUUAUCUGUAGCCGCUUUAUCCUGUUCUACAGGGUCGCAGGCAAGCUGGAGCCUAUCCCAGCUGACUACGGGCGAAAGGCGGGGUACACCCU
Neoarius graeffei (lesser salmon catfish) is the source of this 961-nucleotide messenger RNA. It is a transcript of the gene nudt15, whose product is annotated as nudix (nucleoside diphosphate linked moiety X)-type motif 15. Gene Ontology annotation, molecular function: 8-oxo-7,8-dihydrodeoxyguanosine triphosphate pyrophosphatase activity. Gene Ontology annotation, biological process: dGTP catabolic process. The transcript has 4 exons. Lineage: Eukaryota; Metazoa; Chordata; Actinopteri; Siluriformes; Ariidae. Gene Ontology annotation, cellular component: cytosol. The record is from RefSeq and is a predicted model, not a curated record. Bases 132 to 584 code for a protein of 150 amino acids.